This is a messenger RNA of Lingula anatina, 2641 nucleotides long. RefSeq lists its product as uncharacterized. The record is from RefSeq and is a predicted model, not a curated record. Gene Ontology annotation, molecular function: hydrolase activity. NCBI's taxonomy places the organism in Eukaryota, Metazoa, Brachiopoda, Lingulata, Lingulida, Lingulidae.
UGAGUCUUGUUGUAUUUUAUUUUUCAUAAAAUUAAAUGAUUUGGUAAUUAACUACGUUAUAAUCUAGAUAUCGCCUGUAAAGUGAUGAAUCAUCGAAAAACAGCGAGUUUUGCUGUUAUUUUUCAAGUGAUGUAUUCAGUUACAAUUUGACAGAUUUCCAUUAGUUUUACUAUCAAGCCUUGGGUGCAGUUUAGAUUGGACACCGAGAUGCACAUGCAGAAACGUCACCGAUAGAUCUUGGCACUGAUAUGGGAGAGGAAGAACUGGGAAGUUUAGGAUUGCAAAAGAUGGUUUUUGUACCCCCAAAAGUUACAUUGUCUAAACCUCAAAUGAAAGCAGGGUCACUGUCAGGAAAGAGAUGCCUUAUCCUGAUUGUGAUAUCCCUGGUGGUCUUAGUCAUAUUGCUGAGGGCCCUGUUGAACUUGAGGCCAACAUUUAUCAGCUUUCAUGUGGCUAGUGAUAUAGAUGGAGAGCUGGUUGUAGUUCCAAAAGACUUUGCAGAAGCAAGAAGAGCAGCUUGCUUGGAUGGGUCUCCACCAGGUUUUUACAUCAGGAAAGGAUUCCAUGUGGGAAAGAGAGACUGGAUUCUGUAUUUGGAGCCAGGUGGUUGGUGUGCCACACUGAAAGACUGCUAUGAAAGGAGUAAAACUCACUUAGGUUCCAGUGAAGUUGCUCCAUCUACCAAAGAAUUUAAUGGCAUUUUAUCAUCUGAUCCCAAAAGCAAUCCAACCUUUCACAUGUGGAACAUGGUAUCAUUACUUUAUUGUGAUGGGGGUUCAUAUGCAGGUAGUAUGGCCAAUCCUGUUCUCUACAAUGGCAACAAGCUGUAUUUCCAAGGCUUCCACAUCCUUCAAACCCUAAUGGACUUCUUGAUAGAAACUACAGAUCUGGGGCAUGCAAGGAGAGUGAUACUUGUUGGAAGUUCAGCUGGUGGCUUAGCAACAUUUCUCCACGCAGAUUUUAUGAAGAGCAAACUUCCACAGUCAGUAAACUUUCAUGCCAUGGCAGAUGGAGGAAUAUUUCUGAAUUAUCCGGGGUUCCAGGGAAAAAACCUUGCUGAAGAAACAUUCAAAGGUGUCUUUGAUCUGCAUAACAUAAAGGAAACUCCAUCAGUGAAACAGUGCAUUAACAAGCAAGUCAAAAAUGAGGAAUACAAGUGCUUUUUUCCACUAAAUAAUAACAAAUUUUUAAGAUCUUCGAUAUUUGCUACAAAUUCUUUGUAUGAUACGUGGACAACAAGAAACUUUCUACAGAUUUCAUGCAGUUAUCCAAAAUGUGAUAAUAAAGAAAAAGACUAUUUAGAUACCCAUAGAAUGGCCUUGUUAAAUGCCACUGAAGAAUUCAGAAAGAACAAAAACAAUGGUGUAUAUUUUUUUAGCUGCCUGAGGCACACGCUUUUGCACCAUGGUGUAUUGAAUAUGCAAAUGGAAAUAGAUGGAGUUAGUUUACUAAAUGCAAUAGAUUCCUGGUAUUUAAAAAAGACUGCAUAUACUCAGUCAAUGAAAAUUGAUAACAAGUUUGGUACAAAUCCAUCAUGUUCCAAAUAAUUUAUUUUCUCUGCAAUGUUCUUUGUUGCAGCUUAUUUAUUAUAUGGGGAUGUCUUUGGUUUUGAGGGUUAUAUAAUCUUGUACAAAACUUUUUUGAUGUUUAAUGAGAUAUGGCUCAGGUUUAUCAUUUUAUUCUUCACAACAUUGUUCACAACAAGUUGUUUUAAAUGAAUCUUUCAUACAAGGCAAAAGUUCCCAGAUGCAGCUCCACAAACAACCACUUCCCCUAGGCCUGCAGAAGCAACCGAGUUUCCAGCAUGUAUUUUAUUUAAAAUGCACAUUUAAUGAGUGCUUAUUGCCACUUAAAAAUUAUAUUUGCACAACUUUUUUAUGCUUACUUUGUGCUAUAUGAACUGGAGGGGUAAUAAGUAGCUCAAAUUUACACCUGAGAAGUUGUUUUGAAGCAUUGUUACACUGCCCAAGAGAUUUUUUUUGUGUAUGUGGUUUUUAUAUUGUGCAAGAAAUAGGUACUAGUGAUUGAUAUACAUUACAGAUCUUGAGUUUUUAUUGUCACUUCAUUAGUAUCUUUAAUGCUUUUAAAUUCAUGAAUUAAUGGUACUUAUAAGAAUUUUUAUCCCAAAUCUUAGUUUCAUUGAGAAAAAUGGCCAUUUUAUCCUGCCCACAUAAUCCCUAGACUACGUUUGUUUUGUACCAUUUUUAAAUAAAUGUUAUAAACAAACCACGAUUCAUUUAGGCUACCAUCUAUCUUCCUGACGUAUAUUUAUAUGUUAGAAGGGAUUAAAAAAUUAGAUACUUGUAUUUGAGGGGUGUUAUCAUUUCCAAGGUCUGAAUAAGAGUAGUUUUACAGGAUAUUUAGACAAAUAGGAGUUAUGGACAGUUUCAAAUGUGUAUAGAAUACCUUUACAUGGGACCUUCAUCCCAAGGAGUUUGUUGCACUCUUGCUUCAAAAUGGAAAUACUACCUGUAGAUGUAUAGGUGUAUGGCCAACCCACUCACAUAACAUCCGUUAUAAAGGUUUUACGAGGUGUCUGUGUAUUCUGCAUGUAACUUCUUACUAGGGGUAGAAGGAACAUCAUACAUAUGUUCAAGGAAAAUGUCAAAAUUAGCAAAUAAAGUAUGAGAUAUCCAAUUAA